Messenger RNA from Physcomitrium patens, 2360 nucleotides. RefSeq names its product chitinase-like protein 1. The record is from RefSeq and is a predicted model, not a curated record. NCBI's taxonomy places the organism in Eukaryota, Viridiplantae, Streptophyta, Bryopsida, Funariales, Funariaceae. Gene Ontology annotation, biological process: carbohydrate metabolic process; chitin catabolic process; cell wall macromolecule catabolic process. Gene Ontology annotation, molecular function: chitinase activity.
AUGUCAAGUGCAAAUCACAAACCCUCCACUUCGAAUUCUACUAAUCAAACUCCUCAGCUUCACUCAUUUCUUCAGUCCUCACCUCCUCCGUCGCCGGAAUACCGCUGAAAUGAGAGAUUCGCAAACCACUUGAAGCGUAAAUGAGAGCUGGCCAAGUAUUUUCUUAAUGCUACAUUGCCUUCAAGAACGGUCGACUAUUUUUCACUGGGCCAAAGCACUCGUCACUUGUGAUCUCCCAGAAACAAAGAAGCAAAAGACGGACGAUUGGUUGCUUGGGGGGACUGUUUGGCAGCAGAUUGCAGGAUUGCAUACCGUUUUGAUCUUUUGUGAGAGUAUGGAAUCAUCGAAGCCCGGUCUUACUGAAGUUCUUUUAACCCUUCGGCCUAACUCAGGAUUCUAGGGUUUCCACCACGUUUUCUUGAUCCUAUGCGAUGGUCUUAUGAGACGUUUGUGGAUAUGAUGUGCUCAAUUUCGGCUGCUUCAAGUGCAACGAGGAUUCCAUGCCCUUUGGAUAUCUGUGCAGGGUCGAUUCUAGGAGAAGUUUCUGAGUGGAUUUUAAAAGUUCAGAGCCUUGCCGAUCGCUUUACUCUCAUGUUUGGUUUAAAUCACUGCUGCAGUGAUUACGAUGCUGAAGCUUCUCAUAAUUGGGGACUGAGACUUUCUACUCAAGGACUCUGUUUUUUCAUGAUCAUGUCGUCGUCGCCUCUCAUUCAAUUUGCAGACCGGUUACUGAUCUAAAAGGUUGACAUGACUGCCUGUUCGUAGGGAAUGAGGGAAUGAGUACAGGGGGAGAUUAGCGCUGCAUGCAUGCAUGCUUUUGGAAUGAAAAGCAUCGCCACCUGCGUUCUGUUCUCUACAUCAACGUGUUCAUGAGAGGACUGCAGUUUCGACUUCGAACAAGAGUAGGGACGAGCACACCUACAUGAACGAUGGGUUACUAGAGUUGCCGAACUGAACGAAUCACGUUGGUAGUAGCGUUGUACUUUGUAUCUAUUGAUGUACAGAGUUCAGAUAAGAGAGAAGUCUGACGCUUCUUCGUGAGUACAUUGCGAAUUUUCAGAGGCAUUGCAGUGAAUCUCAGCGAUGGCGGGGACAAUUGUGGUAGUGGUAGCGUUGGUGCUGGGGUUGAGCAUGACAGGGGACCAUGGAAUGUUAGGAGUGGAAGGGCUCGUGUGCAGUAAAGCUUACAAGGACCAAGGGUGCAAUAAAACCAUAAGCGAUUUGUUCACGGAGGGAAUGUUCGAGGGGAUGUUCAUGCACCGGAACGGUCGGAUGGCGCAUGCGCAAGGCUUUUGGAGUUACGGCGGGUUCAUGACCGCCGCCAAGAUGUUCCAGUCUGCCGGCUUCGGUUCAGUAGGUGGGGAUGACACGCAGAAGAAGGAGCUUGCUGCGUUCUUCGCUCACGUAGCUCAUGAAACCUCAUGUGGGUGGCCUGGAGCGAAAGAUUCCCCAUACGCAUGGGGGCUUUGCUACAACCGAGAGCUCUCACCUACCUAUGAAUACUGCAAGGGAGACGAACUCCUCUACCCGUGUGCUCCUGGCGCUUCUUACCACGGUCGUGGAGCUUUUCCUCUCUACUGGAACUUCAAUUAUGGCGCGACGGGAGCGGCGUUGAAGCAGGACUUAUUAAAUCAUCCCGAGAUUUUGUCGUACAACGAAACGGUCGCAUGGCAGGCAGCGAUCUGGUACUGGAUGACUCCCGGGAAGACAAGGCCCUCUCCUCAUCAAGUUAUGGUUGGUAAGUGGGUGCCAACCAAAAACGACACUCUGGCUAAACGCUUGCCUGGGUUUGGAAUGACCAUCAACAUAAGGGCUAGUGAAAGCGAGUGUGGCCAUGGCGACGACCUCCAAAUGCACGACCGCAUCGGGCACUACGUUCGCUUCCUCCAUGAUUACUUCGGCCUCACAGAUCCAGGCAAGCAUGUGGACUGUGCAUCGCAGCAAGUAGUCCAAUUGGAAUAUGCAUUAGUAUAACAUACUGUUUCUUCUCCACAUGAAGUAUUUUUGCAAUUCUGAGAUAAUAACCUCGAGGAGUUGGACACACAACUUCUUCUUACUUAAUGGAUAGGAAUGAAGGCAUGAUAGAAACGAAGUGAACUUGCCAUGUGACUCUUGUGAUCUGUAGCAGUUUGUUUUUGCAAGUAUCCUCAUCUGUGGGUAUCGUCACACGGUAUCAAUUUCGAGAUUGAAUGUUAUCCUGUAGCCAAAAUUGAAAGAAAGCUUUUUGGUAGGUGUGAUUUUCUGGCAACACAAGCACAAUCUCUGAGAGGAAAUCCAACGUUGUACAUCACAAGUUUUCUACGUAAGAUGGUGUUCAGCGACUUCUGCAAUAAAGUUGGUGUGGAUUUUAUGCAUGUUAA